This is a messenger RNA of Neltuma alba, 1757 nucleotides long. RefSeq names its product MDIS1-interacting receptor like kinase 2-like. Gene Ontology annotation, biological process: protein phosphorylation. The record is from RefSeq and is a predicted model, not a curated record. The transcript is spliced from 2 exons. Bases 68 to 1666 code for a protein of 532 amino acids. NCBI's taxonomy places the organism in Eukaryota, Viridiplantae, Streptophyta, Magnoliopsida, Fabales, Fabaceae. Gene Ontology annotation, molecular function: ATP binding; protein kinase activity; protein binding.
UUUCAAAUCACUAGAUUUGAGUAGAAACAAAAAAAUAGUUGGAAUCAUUCUUUAAACUUCAGGAUUUAUGACAAAUCCCCACAGCUUAUAUUUACACUCCAAUUUAUUCACUACAGGUGGUAUCCCUUCGAUUUUCCAUUUGAGAGAUUUACAACAUUUUGAUGUUUCUCAAAAUCAAUUAAGUGGUGGCAUUCAAGAACAAUUAGGAACUUUAAAUGAUCGCUUUCAUGUAGAUGUCUCCCGAAAUAAUUUGAGUGGAAAUGUACCGGACAUUUGGAACAAUUACUUACUUGUUGAUGGUAACUUUAGUCACAACAAAUUUAAUAGAACAUUACCAUCUAGUAUAUGCAGUGACCUACCAUCAUGUAGCAUUGAUUUGAGCUAUAAUAGUAUCUCUGGUAGCAUACCUAGAGAAUUUGGUAGGCUACAAUACAUCAACUUGUCAUACAAUCUUCUUAGCAGCUAUGUUCCAAGUGAAGUUUAUAGCUCUUUUCCUCAUGACAUUUUAAAUGGUAAUAGAGAAUUACUUGGGCCAGAGAAGAUACAUAAAGGCUCAAAGAAGAUACAAAAAGGCUCAAAGUCUUUGCUGAAAAUCAUUAUUCCUUUGACAAUUUUUCUUGUCAUCAUAUUUGUUGUGGGUUUCGUCUUAUUUGAAUCAUUCAAAAAGCACAAGAAAUCCAUAAGUAAGGCAAGAAAAGCAAAAAAUGGGGAUUUGUUUUCCAUAUGGAAUUAUGAUGGAAAAAUGGCAUAUGAAGACAUCAUUGAAGCAACAGAGGACUUUGACAUCAAAUAUUGUAUCGGAACCGGUGCUUAUGGAAGUGUUUAUAGGGCACAACUUCCAAGUGGCAAAAUUGUAGCAUUGAAAAAACUCCAUAGAAGAGAAUAUGGAAACACAGUUUUGGCCAAGAGUUUUCACAAUGAAGUGAAGAUGUUGAGUGAAAUUCGACAUCGUAAUAUUGUAAAGCUUCAUGGUUUUUGUUUGCAUAAUCAAUGUAUGUUUCUCAUCUAUGAAUACAUGGAAAAAGGAAGCCUUUUUUAUGUGUUGAAUUAUGAUGAUGAAGCUAAAGAGUUGAAUUGGAGUAAGAGAGUGAAUGCCAUUAAAGGAAUAACAAAUGCUUUGUUGUAUAUGCAUCAUCACUGUGCUCCUCCAAUUAUCCACCGAGACAUAACAAGCAAUAAUAUAUUGUUGAACUCAAAGAUGGAAGCUUUUUUAUCAGACUUUGGCACAGCUAGGAUCAUUGAUCCAGAUACCUCUAAUCAGACUAUAUUAGUUGGUACUUAUGGUUAUGUUGCUCCAGAGCUUGCAUACACCUUAGUUGUUACUGAAAAAUGUGAUGUUUAUAGUUUCGGGGUGGUGACAUUAGAAACAAUUAUGGGAAGACAUCCUGGAGAUUUGAUAUUAUCUUUGUCAAGGACCUGUACAGAGAGCAUUUUGCUAAAGGAUAUUUUAGACUCACGUCUCCCUUUACCAUCACAGAAAGAUGCAGGAGAUAUAACUCUUUUGGUCACAAUAGCAUUAGCAUGCUUGAACCCAUCUCCCAAAUCUCGACCAUCAAUGCAACAGGUGUCUCAAGGGCUUUUAUCUUCCAACCUUCCAUUAGCAAUUCCUUUCAAUAAUAUCUCAAUCCAACAUUUAGCAAAUGAAGAUAUGCCAAUGAUACAGUAAAAAGCUUGGAGAUUUGGCUCAGUGUUUGCUUUGUAUCUCAGAUGAAACUUUUAAAGACUUGCUUCAAAGUCUAGAUUUGAAAUCUGCCAUA